AUGAAGAGAAAAUUCGUUGUUUCCCUUGCUCGGCUCUUCACGGUUGUCACUUUCGUCACAACCUGUGCUGGCGGCUCAUUCUACAACGCCCACGAUGAGCGACAGGAAACGUGCGUUCGAGGGCAGCGCUGGCGAUGGUCUCGCCGCAAAGAAACUGAAAAGCGAUGUGAGUACCACCCUUUGUUGCUGAAAGAACACCAGCAAUGGUUCCAGCGCCGCCAAACCACCCGCUGCAGCAUCAGCGAUGGACCUCAUCGCUCAAAAGCGCGCUGA
Molecule: messenger RNA, 273 nt
Organism: Psilocybe cubensis
Lineage: Eukaryota; Fungi; Basidiomycota; Agaricomycetes; Agaricales; Agrocybaceae
Exons: 5
Coding region: 1-273 (90 amino acids)
Source: RefSeq, a predicted model, not a curated record